CCCAGCCCUGUCAUGUUCAACUUGUGCACUUCGACUUCCAUCUCGACUUUCGGCCUGGAACUCGACCACGCAAUUGAUGCGUAUCCAGACAUUGGCUCGGUUACCCUUUUCUCCUCAUUAUUCCCCCACCAAGGUACACUUCGCCGACUACAACAAACGCCCGUCAUGAGCAAACCGCUAGCCUUCGGGCUGAACAUGACCAAAAGACCAGGCGCGUCGAAGCCUGCCCCACCGAAACGAAAGCCCAUGUUUGGCGGCGACGACGAUUCGGACGACGACGGUGCGAACAAGGAGGGAAAGGCCGAAGAGAUUGGAGAGUUUGACGACUUUGGUGCCCUCCCAGUCUCUAAAUCGACCAGCGCAAAACCCACCAAAUCCAAGAACGGCCCGCCAACUCAGCCUCCCAAGCUCAAGACCAAGGGCCAGCUAAACGCCAUGUUCGGCGACCUCUCCAGCUCUCUCACAUCGCGCAAGAAUGCCGAAGCCGCCUCUCAGGUGGACGCCAACGUCUACGAGUACGACAAUGUCUACGACUCCUUCAAGCCCAAGAAGCAGACCACUAAGGAGGACGAGGAGAAGCGACCAAAAUACAUGCGCAACCUAAUGCAGGCUGCUGAAGUGCGCAAGCGUGACGCGCUCAUCGCCGAGGAAAAGAAGAUCGCCAGGGAACGAGAGGCCGAGGGCGACGAGUACGAAGGAAAGGAGAAGUUCGUGACGGAGGCAUAUCGCAAACAGCAGGAGGAGAACAAGCGCAUAGAAGAGGAAGAGAAGAAGAGGGAAGAGGAGGAGGCGAAAAAGAACAAGGGUGGCGGCAUGUCCGCAUUCUACAGGAAGCUUCUGGAUAAGGAUGAGCAGAGGCACGCGGAUGUCGUCAAGUCUGCCGAGCUAAACGCCAAGAACGGGCCGCAAAAUGAUGACAAGGAGGAGGAGCAAGACAAGGAAAAGACUGAGGCAGAUGUUGCCAAGGAAAUGAACGAAAAGGGAGCCUCUGUUGCUCUCAACGAGGAUGGCCAGGUCGUCGACAAGCGACAGCUCCUCAAGGGCGGCCUCAACGUCGGCGCAAAGAAGAAGGAAUCGGUACGGCGCGAAGCCGAGCGGCCAGCUCAGGCGGCGCGGAAAGAAGUCACAGGGCAGCAAAUUGGCAGGAAGCAGGCCAUGCGAGAGCGGCAAUCGCGCAUGCUCGAAGAGCAGCUGGAGCAGUCGAUGAAGCGAUCAAGAGAGGAAGAGGAAACCCAGCGCGAGGAGGUCGAGCGCGCCUCCAAGAGUCAAAAGACGGAGGGCGACAUCUCAAGUGCCAAGGAGCGCUACCUCGCGAGAAAGCGGGCGGCCGAGGAAGAGAAAAAGAAGGCAGCCACGGGAGGAAAUUAGAUACCCAAGAAAGAAGA
Molecule: messenger RNA, 1385 nt
Organism: Ilyonectria robusta
Lineage: Eukaryota; Fungi; Ascomycota; Sordariomycetes; Hypocreales; Nectriaceae
Product: coiled-coil domain-containing protein 55-domain containing protein
Exons: 1
Coding region: 13-1368 (451 amino acids)
Biological process (GO): regulation of alternative mRNA splicing, via spliceosome
Source: RefSeq, a predicted model, not a curated record